AUGACCCGGAAUUUCAGCCUCGGUAUCGAGACCCAGACCCGAACCGAAAAGCUUGAACGAAUAGCUGAUGAGCUCUUGACUCUCAACAAGAUAGAGCGCUUCGAUUACUCAAUCCUCUCGAGGCACAAAAUGGGUCUGAACCGGUUUGGCCCGGCAGCUUCCGGAGCCGGUCUACAGUCCACGUCAGCAGCAGGCGGAGGCUCAGUAUCCGCGGCCGCGCCACAGGCCGCCAAAGAGAAAACAGCAUUUGAUUUGAAAUUGGAGAAAUUUGAUGCAUCGGCGAAGCUUAAGGUGAUUAAGGAAAUUAGGGCGUUCACGGAUUUGGGUCUCAAGGAAGCUAAGGAUUUAGUGGAGAAAGCGCCUGUGGUGGUUAAGAAGGGGAUGCCAAAAGACGAGGCGGAGAAGAUAGUGGAGAAGCUCAAAGAAGUUGGUGCUACUGUAGUAUUGGAAUGA
This is a messenger RNA of Fraxinus pennsylvanica, 453 nucleotides long. The record is from the annotation of a GenBank genome assembly. Lineage: Eukaryota; Viridiplantae; Streptophyta; Magnoliopsida; Lamiales; Oleaceae.